AUGAAGAUCUAUGCGGGAUGGUACGCCGCUUGCGCUGUGCUAUGCGUUUGCGCGCAUCCAUCGAGAGACCGAUCUAACGAAAGGUACACUGGUAUCUCGAGAUCGUUCAACCCAAAAUCAAUAGCUAAUGGCUACGGUUUCGAGAGGCAGAUGUCUGCGACCAAAUUGUUCGAGAUCUUCGAAGAUAGUGAAGAGUUCGAGGAGAAGAAAGGACCGUCGACAAUGAGAGCGAUCAUUACGAGGGCAAGGGGCAACCCGGUCUUGCUACCCUUAAUUAUAGAACCUGAAGCGGAAAUGCUGCCGGUCGGUUAUGAGGGCGUGAAGUCGCCUGGAGUCACCCACAUGGAGCUAGCGUUCGCGAAACCGCAAACCGGCCGACCGUCGGGUCGCAAAAAUGCGGCGUUACGGCGAGCUUCGGCGACGGACGACGGCAACCCCGGUAAAUCCGACGGAUUUAAUCGAGAUAACGACGCGCAUUACGCCGCGUCGAAGCACGAGACGAAGCAAGUCGCGAGAGAUGAUCACGGUAACGACAGCCUCGCCGUCUUCGAGGUAGGUUCGAAGGGCGACACGAGAAAGGAGAACGAGAAGGCUGAGCACGCCGAAGUCUCCGGCGCGAGUAAGAGCCACUCCGAAAACGAGGAUCGCGCGGAGGAUCAUAAAGAAGAAGUCGUGAAAGAGACGGGAGCUACCUACGAGACCGGAGAUGCUCGCGAGAAGGCCCGUAAUACCGCCAGAUAUCGCAACGUUUAUCACAAAGAUGAGUUCAAGAAGGACGCCGAUUUCUACAGUAACGGCCGUCAGGGUGGACACUUCGAGAGGCACGGUCGAUACGGCGAGAAACACGCCGCCGCCGAAGGCGAGUACGCGAAAGGUGGGAGUAACGGUUCCAGAUUUGUCGAGGUGGAAGCCAACGAGCGGAGGAACGAGAAGAAGACGGAAGGUAACCGAGAAGCCCAAGGUCACCCUAAGACGGACUCCUCGGGAACUUGGACGGAUUCGUAAAGCAGAGCACAGGCUUAACGAAGGGUUGAAAGUUCGCUUUCAGCAACCAACGGCUCAAGUUAAUACCUAUGUAUGACGUUAUAUGAUUGCUUGAGUCGCGAUUGUAUAGUA
Molecule: messenger RNA, 1116 nt
Organism: Wasmannia auropunctata (little fire ant)
Lineage: Eukaryota; Metazoa; Arthropoda; Insecta; Hymenoptera; Formicidae
Exons: 1
Coding region: 1-1005 (334 amino acids)
Source: RefSeq, a predicted model, not a curated record